AUGCCUGCAUCCGCCCCUGCAGUACAUACCCCUUUGUCCUUUACAGUGUCCGUAAUUCAAGCUUUCCCCCCUCAGCCUUUGUCCGCGGAACGAGACCCGCGCCAGGCGGGCCGCGACCGGAAGGCUUUCCUGGAGACGUCGCUGACGGAGGCCUUCGAGCGUGGGCGGCCCCGGGUGGUGGUGAAUUGCAGCUUCGACCAGUCCAUGGACGUGCGCGAGCUCACCUCGCUGGCGAAGCAAAUCCAGCUGGCCUACACGCAGGCGCGGAACAUGGGCAGCAAGGUGCAGUUGCACCUCACCUCCUUGGGUCCCGAAAACCGCGCCUGGCGGGGCUUGGAAGCUCAAGGGGUGAGGGGUUGGAAGAUGCAUCUCCACGAGAAGUCGGUCUGGGAGGUUUUUGCAGAGGAAGCCAGGUCUGGCAAGCUGGUGAUUCUAACGCCCGAUGCCGAUGAGGAACUGGUGGACGUCUCCGACGAGGAGGUCUACGUCAUCGGCGGCAUCGUGGAUCGCUCCGUGAAGAAGAUGCAGAGCCUGGCGCAGGCCCAGGAGUUUGGAGCCCAGAAGCUUCGGAAGCUCCCGCUGAAGAGCUUUGGCCCCAAGGGCUGCUGCCCCGUGCUGAACGUGGACUGUGUGGCCCGGACGCCGAGAGGUUUUGGGGGGUCGGAGUGGAGGACAGUAGGAGGCUUGGACGAUUUCUGGUGUUGUAUAUGA
Molecule: messenger RNA, 711 nt
Organism: Durusdinium trenchii
Lineage: Eukaryota; Dinophyceae; Suessiales; Symbiodiniaceae
Source: the annotation of a GenBank genome assembly